This is a messenger RNA of Cololabis saira (Pacific saury), 4003 nucleotides long. It is a transcript of the gene vars1, whose product is annotated as valyl-tRNA synthetase 1. The transcript is spliced from 29 exons. Gene Ontology annotation, biological process: valyl-tRNA aminoacylation. Gene Ontology annotation, cellular component: cytosol. Lineage: Eukaryota; Metazoa; Chordata; Actinopteri; Beloniformes; Belonidae. Bases 81 to 3911 code for a protein of 1276 amino acids. The record is from RefSeq and is a predicted model, not a curated record. Gene Ontology annotation, molecular function: aminoacyl-tRNA deacylase activity; ATP binding; valine-tRNA ligase activity.
CAUGCGCAGAGACCCAUGUGGUGGUGUGUGCAUGCUAAGCUGAUGCUAACUAAGCUGACGUCUCUCUGUUUCAUUUAAAGAUGGCCACGCUCUAUGUGUCCCCUCACCCUGAUGACUUCAGGAGUCUCCUGGCUCUCAUAGCUGCAGAGUUUUGUCCGUCGUCCCGCCCACGGAUCAUCAAAGAGGACCCGCCUGCAUCCCUGAAAGCCCGCUCAAGGCCAGCUUUAGCGCUGGUUGCUGGGGGCGCCGACUCCGUCCUGAGUGGGAGUAGUGCUGUGUCUUGGUACUUGGCCUGUCAGGCAAAGAGGACUGGUGUCGAUACAAAGCAGCAGAGCCAGGUGUGGCAGUGGCUCAGCUUUGCAGAGAAUGAGCUCAUCCCAGUGUCUUGUGCUGUGGUCUUCCCUUUAAUGGGGGUGAUGGGAGUUGAUAAAAAGCUGCAACAGAGUUCCCGGUCAGAGCUGAUGCGUGUGCUAAAGGUUCUUGAUCAGACGCUUACACUGAGAACGUUCUUGGUGGGAGAAGGCAUUACCCUGGCGGACAUGGCUGUGGCUACAGCUGUUCUCCUACCUUUCAAAUACGCAUUAGAGUCAACAGACAAGAAGGCACUUGUCAAUGUUACCAGAUGGUUCACAACCUGCAUCAAUCAGCCGCAGUUCUUGAAGGUGCUGGGGGAAAUCGGUCUUUGUGAGAAGGUGGCACCCGUAACACCGAAGGCAAAUGUUGUUGGAGAUGCUAAAACGGCUGAUGUCAGUCCGGUUGUGGACUCUGCAGAACCCACAAAUAACGGUCCACCAAAGACGGAGGCACAGCUGAAAAAGGAAGCAAAGAAGAGAGAAAAGCUGGAAAAAUUUCAACAGAAAAAGGACAUGGAGGCAAAGAAAAAGGCACAACCACCUACAGAGAAAAAGGCCAAACCUGAAAAGAAGGAGCUGGGGGUUAUUGCAUACAACAUCCCUACAACCGCUGGAGAGAGAAAAGAUGUUGCCAGUCCACUUCCUGACUCCUACAGUCCUCAGUAUGUGGAGGCUGCCUGGUAUCCAUGGUGGGAGAAGCAGGGCUUCUUCAAACCCGAGUAUGGAAGGAAUCUUAGUGAGCCGAACCCCCGUGGCACCUUCAUGAUGUGCAUCCCCCCUCCCAAUGUGACCGGAUCACUUCAUCUGGGUCACGCCCUCACCAACGCCAUCCAGGACAGUCUCACUAGAUGGCACAGGAUGCGAGGGGAGACCUCCCUGUGGAACCCAGGCUGUGACCACGCUGGCAUUGCCACCCAGGUGGUGGUGGAGAAAAAGUUGAUGAGAGAGAGAGGUUUGAGUCGUCACGAUCUGGGCAGGGAAAACUUCAUCCAGGAAGUCUGGAGAUGGAAGAAUGAGAAGGGAGACCGCAUUUACCAUCAGCUGAAGAAGCUGGGAUCCUCUCUGGACUGGGACAGAGCCUGCUUCACUAUGGACCCUAAACUGUCCUAUGCAGUCCAGGAAGCAUUUAUCCGCAUGCAUGAUGAGGGAGUCAUUUAUAGGAGCAAGAGGCUGGUCAACUGGUCCUGCACACUAAACUCUGCCAUCUCUGAUAUAGAGGUGGAUAAAAAGGAGCUCACUGGCAGGACUCUGCUGCCCGUGCCCGGUUACAAGGAGAAAGUAGAGUUUGGAGUCUUGGUGUCUUUUUCCUACAAGGUGGAUGGAUCAGAUGAGGAGGUGAUUGUGGCCACAACUCGUAUCGAGACUAUGCUGGGAGACUCUGCCGUAGCCGUCCACCCCGCUGACCCAAGAUAUCAGCAUCUUAAGGGAAAGAUGGUUCUGCAUCCCUUCUGCGACAGAAAGAUGCCAGUAGUCUUUGAUGAUUUUGUGGACAUGAGCUUUGGAACAGGUGCUGUCAAAAUCACCCCAGCCCAUGACCAUAAUGAUUACGAGGUCGGAGAAAGGCACAAUUUGGCCUUCAUUAACAUCUUGGAUGAGAAUGGCCUGCUCAUUAAUGUGCCUCCUCCCUUCCUGGGCAUGAAACGUUUCGAGGCGAGAAAAUCAGUCCUUCAGGCCCUCAAGGACAGAGGCCAGUUUAAAGAGAUCAAAGACAACCCCAUGGUUGUCCCAGUUUGCAGUCGUUCCAAAGACAUCGUGGAGCCGCUGCUGAAGCCCCAGUGGUAUGUGAACUGCAGAGAUAUGGGCAAGCAGGCUGCAGACGCCGUCAGAGAGGGCAGGCUUAAAAUCAUCCCCGAUCAUCACCUCAAGACGUGGUUCAACUGGCUGGACAACAUUCGAGACUGGUGCAUCUCUCGACAGCUGUGGUGGGGUCACCGUAUUCCUGCUUACUUCAUCACCGUCAAUGAUCCGUCUGUAAAACCAGGAGAGGACAUGGAUGGUCAUUACUGGGUGAGUGGGAGAUCAGAGGAGGAGGCCAGAGAGAAGGCAGCGAAACGCUUCAAUGUGUCUCCUGAUAAAAUAACACUCAGACAGGACGAGGACGUUCUGGACACUUGGUUCUCAUCAGGCAUUUUCCCCUUCUCUAUAUUUGGAUGGCCUAAUGAGACCCAAGACCUGAACGUGUUCUACCCUGGUACUUUGCUGGAGACGGGCCAUGACAUCCUGUUCUUCUGGGUUGCCCGUAUGGUCAUGAUGGGCCUCAAACUUACAGGCAAGCUGCCCUUUAAAGAGGUUUAUCUCCAUGCAGUGGUGCGGGAUGCUCACGGAAGGAAGAUGAGCAAAUCUCUGGGCAAUGUCAUUGACCCCCUGGAUGUCAUCACAGGGAUCUCUCUAGAGGGACUUCAUGCCCAGCUGAUAGACAGCAACUUGGAUCCAGUGGAGGUGGAGAAAGCAAAGCAGGGCCAGAAGUCAGACUACCCAAAUGGCAUCCCAGAGUGCGGGACAGAUGCUCUCCGGUUUGCCCUGUGCGCCUACACCAGCCAAGGAAGGGAUAUCAACCUGGAUGUUAAUCGUAUCCUGGGUUACCGCCACUUCUGCAACAAACUGUGGAAUGCUGUAAAGUUCGCCAUGAGGACUCUGGGUGACAAGUUUGCACCAUCGGAGAAAGCCCAGUUGUCUGGAGAGGAGAGUGUGUCGGACAGGUGGAUCCUGUCCAGACUUUGUGCUGCUGUCGCCCUCUGUAACGCUGGCUUCAAAGCCUACGACUUCCCAGCCAUCACCACCGCCAUCUACAACUUCUGGCUGUACGAGCUCUGUGACGUGUACCUGGAAAGUAUAAAACCAGUCUUCAGUAAAUCAGAAGAAGAGGGUGCGUGCCAGAGGCUAGCCCUGGUGUGCAGACAGACCCUUUACACCUGUCUAGAGGUCGGCCUCCGCCUUUUGUCUCCCGUGAUGCCAUUCGUCUCUGAAGAACUCUACCAGAGGUUACCACGACGACAACCGCAGAGUGAUCCUCCCAGCAUAUGUGUCACAUCUUACCCAGACACACAGGAGUUCUGCUGGCAGAGCGAUGAGGUUGACCAUGACAUGGAGUUCAUCAUGGCAGUUGUCAAGACCAUCCGGUCACUCAGAGCAGACUACAACCUGACAAAGACCAGAGCUGACUGCUACCUUCAGUGCAGAGACUCUGCAACCGUGUCACUGGUGCAGAAAUACAAUCUGCAGAUCCAGACCUUGUCUUAUUCUCAGGCCGUCAUCCCUCUGACAGCAAACCAGCUCGUCCCAGAAGGCUGCGCUGUGGCUAUUGCAUCUGACAGAUGUACUGUCAACCUUAUGCUCAAGGGUCUCAUUGACAUGGAGAAGGAAGUAACUAAGCUCAUGACAAAGAAAGGUGAUUUGGAGAAACAGAUGGAAAAACUGAGCGAGAAGAUGGCAAAGAGUGACUACAAGGAGAAGGUGCCAGUUAAGGUGCAGGAACAGGAUGCUGAGAAGCUACGGCAGAGCCAGGCUGAACAUGAGAAAGUCAAAGAAGCCAUAGACAAUUUCAGGAAAAUGAUGUAACCUUUGCUUUAGUAUUGUGUAAAUCAGGAUUUAUCCCCCUCCAUGUCAUUGUCAGUAGGGAACGAAGUCAAUAAAGCUCUUUCAACAGACAA